AUGUCCAAGUCAUCCAAGGGGAGAUCGGACGAGGCCCUCACGCAAUUCGUUGGUCUGACAGGCGCGUCGACCAAGGAUGCGAAGAAGUUCCUUGACAAGUACAAGCGGCUAGAUCUCGCUGUUGACGCCUUCUUCGACGAUCCCAACGCGAUGGCCUCUGUGCGGCGCCAGCCUGACACCCCGGCUCCAUCGACAAGCAAGCUCAACACGCUCUUUGACAAGUACAAAGAUCCGGAGGGAUCGGAUAUCACGAUCAAUGGGACGAUUCAAAUGUGCGAGGACCUUGAGGUCGACCCUGAGGACGUUGUGCUACUGGCCAUCGCAUACGAGCUCAAGUCACCCAGGAUGGGUGAGUGGAACAAGAAAGGCUGGGUUGAGGGUUGGAAGAGGAUCGGAUGUGACAACGUAGUGGAUAUGAAGAUAGCACUGACACGGUUGCGUAACCAGCUGGGGAGCGAGUACAAGUACUUCCAGAAGGUUUACGGUCACACUUUUGACUUUGCGCGAUCAGAGGGAGCACGCAGCUUAGGCCUUGAGACGGCUCAGGCAUAUUGGAGUCUACUACUUCCGUACGGGCUUGAGCAAGGUGCCUUGUCCCACGUAGCCGCUCCCCGCGACGAUGACGAUGAUGACGAUGACGACGAAGAUGUCGAAAUGGAUACGUCAGAAGAAGGAUGGAAAUCUGAGUACACGGACUGGUGGUUCGAAUUCUUGAACGAAAAGGGUGGCAAGGGUGUGAGCAAGGACACAUGGUCAAUGUUCUUGGACUUCGUGCGGACGGCUGACGCAAAAUUCGAGAAGUAUGAUCCCGAAGCUGCAUGGCCGUCGACGAUUGACGACUUCGUGGACUGGGCUAAGAUUCGCUUGCAAUCAUAG
Coniophora puteana RWD-64-598 SS2 is the source of this 876-nucleotide messenger RNA. Its product is annotated as defective in Cullin neddylation protein 1. The record is from RefSeq and is a predicted model, not a curated record. Bases 1 to 876 code for a protein of 291 amino acids. Lineage: Eukaryota; Fungi; Basidiomycota; Agaricomycetes; Boletales; Coniophoraceae. Gene Ontology annotation, cellular component: ubiquitin ligase complex. Gene Ontology annotation, biological process: protein neddylation; positive regulation of ubiquitin-protein transferase activity. Gene Ontology annotation, molecular function: cullin family protein binding; ubiquitin conjugating enzyme binding; ubiquitin-like protein binding. The transcript has 8 exons.